Messenger RNA from Suillus paluster, 278 nucleotides. RefSeq lists its product as uncharacterized. The record is from RefSeq and is a predicted model, not a curated record. The transcript has a single exon. NCBI's taxonomy places the organism in Eukaryota, Fungi, Basidiomycota, Agaricomycetes, Boletales, Suillaceae. The coding region runs from base 15 to 257 and encodes 80 amino acids.
GAUCCUCGCAAAUAAUGCGCUUCUCCUUUGUCCUCGCCGCUGUUGCUGCCUUGAUAGUAUCAAUAUCUGCCAGUGACGCUGACAGUGAGAAUUGUCCUUGCUAUUGCAGGAAUGAUAGAGACUGCCAAAUCUGCAUUAACCAGUAUGGAUGCGUGAGUAUGAAUAGCUUGCGUCCUGGAUUUAAACACAUGACUCAUCAGCGUGGUAGUUCAUUCGAAUCUCUAUACGCGACACCUUAUAGGCGGCUAGCGUGGUGAGUCGUGUUUCUGCUUUUGCAU